GCGCUUAUGAGUAAAUUCUAUCUCCAAUGAUUUUUCUGGUGAUUCCAUAGAAAAUACUGGAAGAAUAUAUAAAUUAACUCCAGAUUGUGUUUGUUAAAUUUUCCUGCGGACGGAAUAUAUAAUAUAUAAGUAUCAAGAAGGAACACUGACUUACGUAAAAAAUUAAGAUACCGAUAUGACUACGUGGGGAGGAAAUCAGUAUGCCGAUCCGAACCAAGGUUACUACGGUGGCCAGCCGGGCGGUUACCCGAACGCCCCGCCGCCUGGUGGUUACCCGCAGGGCGGCGCCUACCCUGGGGCAGGUUAUCCGGGUGCGCCGCCCGCCGGUUUCGCACCGCCGCCCCAGCCGCAGGGUUACCCGCCCUACGGCCAACAGCCAGGAUACCAACCGCCGCCGUCGUACAACUCUACCGAUCCCUACGGCCAAGGUGAACAGUUGCCGCUCAAUUGGCAGACAGGCUACGGUUAUGGAGGCGCCAACAAUUACGGCGGCGAAGAUCCGGAAGUGAAGGGCUUCGAUUUCAACGACCAGAGCAUCAGACGAGGCUUCAUCCGCAAAGUCUACUCGAUCCUUAUGGUGCAACUGUCCAUCACGUUGGUCUUUAUCGCAUGGCUGGUCUACCACAAGCCGUCGCAAAAGUUCGUCCAUAGCCAUCCUGAGCUGUUUAUCAUUUCGCUGGUGGUCGUAUUCGUGGCGCUGAUCGUGCUGGCGUGUUGCGGCGAGGUGCGCCGCAAAGCACCCAUGAAUUUCGUGUUCCUGUUCAUUUUCACGUUUGCCGAGGCUUUCAUGCUGAGCGUCACCGCCUCCACUUACAAGUCCGAGGAGGUGGUGAUGGCGGUUGGUAUUACGGCCGUUGUUUGCCUGGGCCUCACUCUGUUCGCAUUCCAAACUAAAUGGGAUUUCACGAUGAUGGGUGGCAUUUUGUUCGUGGCGGUUUUGAUCCUCUUUGUUUUUGGCAUCGUUGCUAUUUUCGUUCACAACAAGAUCGUCCAGAUGGUUUACGCUUCUUUAGGGGCACUGAUUUUCUCCGUCUACCUUAUUUACGAUACGCAGCUCAUGAUGGGUGGUAAACACAAGUAUUCCAUUUCACCGGAGGAAUACGUAUUUGCCGCUUUGAACUUGUACAUCGAUAUCAUUAAUAUUUUCCUGUACAUUUUGAGCAUUAUCGGCUCGUCACGCGAUUAAUUUUUUUAAAAUUUUCUUGUUCAAAAGUUAUAUCUACUCCUAUACUGUAUAUGUAUAUAUUUUGUUUUAUUUUGUAGUUUAGAAUAAAGUAUUUGUUGCAUUAUUGUUGUUAAACAUGUUUUGAAUGGUUUGGGAAGACGAAAACAGAGUUUUUAAGUUUUAUAUUGCACAGAUUGUAUAGAAAAGGAGAUACUAUCAAUUUAUUAUUGUAUCGAUUGAUUGAUUAUUAUUGUAUUGUAUUGAUUAAUAUUUUCAGGUAAUAAUUAAAAGCUUUUAAUCCACUAAUAGUUUAACAAGUUUAAAUGGCUUGUAACGACAAUAAUAAAUUGUAUUCAUGUCUUUCUGAGCUGUUGCUAUGUUUAUAUAUUGCAAAAGCAUAUUUAAAACCUUUAUAUGUUAUUAAAAUUAACGAUUUAGUAGAGUAUAGGGAGAAAAUUAUCGUAACUUUGGAUUUGUGACGAAUGUGUCAAGUAUUAGAUUUUAAUAAAUUGACUGAAGUUGUACUUUUGUGAUAUGGAGGCUUGAAAGUUGCAAUUUCGUUAUUUAAAAGCUCUAGAUCACGUAAUAAGUAAUGUAAUAAUAUAGUAAUUUAUAACAUAACUUAUAUGUAUAUUGUAUUUUCCAUGUAUGUAUGUAUGUAUGUUAUUUGCACUUAAUAAAGAAUAAAUGCUCA
Molecule: messenger RNA, 1859 nt
Organism: Aethina tumida (small hive beetle)
Lineage: Eukaryota; Metazoa; Arthropoda; Insecta; Coleoptera; Nitidulidae
Gene: Lfg
Product: protein lifeguard 1
Exons: 4
Coding region: 176-1186 (336 amino acids)
Cellular component (GO): membrane
Source: RefSeq, a predicted model, not a curated record